AUGACCACUCUUUUCACCAUCCCCAUCGCCUCUGGUGGCAGCAUUGUCUGCAGCAAUCCUUCGUCGUCAGAAAAGGAAAAGAACAUCUACCUGUUGACAUUUACCUCUCCCAAAGACAACCGACUGACGCCUGUAUUUAUCGAUGCGCUCCUACUCGCCUUGGACGUGGUCGAGCACCGCUACCCCAAAGGCGUGCUGAUUACCACCAGCGGCAUUGCCAAGUUCUACAGCAAUGGACUGGAUCUGGAGCUGGCACAGACGACUGAAGGAUUCGUAGAGAACUAUCUGUGGAAGCUGUUCCGACGACUCUUGACAUAUCCCAUGCCGACCAUUUGUCUGUUGAACGGCCACGCCUUCGCCGGGGGCUGCAUGCUGGCCAUGUACCAUGACUACCGGAUCCAGAACCCCUCCAAGGGAUACCUGUGCAUCAACGAGCUUGAAUUCGGAGUGCCGCUGCAAUCGCCAAUGAUGUGUAUUUUCCGGGAAAAGCUACCGCCAGUCUCCUUUCGGGACCUGGUCCUGGAGGCAAAGCGGUUCAGCGGCGCUCCAUCGGUGAGUGCAGGCCUUGUGGAUGGACUGGGAGGUCUGGAGGAGACGCUCACGUUUAUUCGGGAGCGCGGAUUACUGAAGAAAGCGGCCACAGGGAUCUACGGUACCAUGAAGGAGGAGAUGUAUCGUCAUUCGUUGGGGAUUCUGGAUGGCCAUGCGGCGAAUCUGGAGUGGAGGGACCAAGUGGAGGAUAGGAAGAGUCAGAUAGAGGAAGAUGGGUUGAAAGCCGUGGAGGCUUGGGAGAAAAGAAGUGCGAAGCUUUGA
This is a messenger RNA of Aspergillus tanneri, 813 nucleotides long. Its product is annotated as enoyl-CoA hydratase/isomerase family protein. Gene Ontology annotation, biological process: fatty acid beta-oxidation. NCBI's taxonomy places the organism in Eukaryota, Fungi, Ascomycota, Eurotiomycetes, Eurotiales, Aspergillaceae. The record is from RefSeq and is a predicted model, not a curated record. Gene Ontology annotation, molecular function: delta(3)-delta(2)-enoyl-CoA isomerase activity; enoyl-CoA hydratase activity. The transcript has 2 exons. Bases 1 to 813 code for a protein of 270 amino acids. Gene Ontology annotation, cellular component: peroxisome.